Colletotrichum lupini is the source of this 714-nucleotide messenger RNA. RefSeq lists its product as uncharacterized. Lineage: Eukaryota; Fungi; Ascomycota; Sordariomycetes; Glomerellales; Glomerellaceae. The transcript has a single exon. The record is from RefSeq and is a predicted model, not a curated record. The coding region runs from base 1 to 714 and encodes 237 amino acids.
AUGCAACCAUCCAACGUGGUGAAAGUGAAGCUUGGAGCCACUCAGUUCGGUAACAGCAGCCAAAGUGAGCAAGUUUUAUCUCUGCUUCCUAGCUUCCUAGCUCUUCCUCCUGCCACCGGGCACAAUACCCCCAGCAAGUCAUCUUCCUCUCCAGUGCCUCCGAGCGGAGGGCGUAACUCAAUUCUACCUCGCCAUGUGCCGGCUGCCGGAUCUAGGCAUCCUAGUCCAUUCAUGAUUGAAUCCGAGGCUCUCGUUCACCCAUUCAGAACCUCCCAAACCCUCUUUUCCUACCUAUGUAGCUCACUUCAAGGCACAAAACUGAGUCUCGCUCGUUCUCGUGUAACGGUGAGAGAGAUUCGGCAAGACCUUCCGUCUCUCUCCACUCCAUGGAUGCCAUGUAUCUCACCCAAGUGCUUAGUUCUUCUCACCCAGCCCGCUCGUGAGAUAUCCGCACUACCCUUGCCAAACAAAACCGCGAGCUUCUCAGGAGCUCUGCUGUUACCCAAUCUAAGCUCCUUCGAGACAAACGGCGCAACCAGGCUAGCCCUACAGGAGAGUGCGAGAAAGGGAAACCCCGUUGCUCGGGUCAUUCUCCUCCCGACCAUUGACCAAUACCCAUCCCACGCGACGCCGGUCUCGUUCAUAAACAGCCCGUGUUCCCCUUCGUCUGCUUCACACCUGACAUUCCACCAUCUUAUCAAACCCAAUUCCUAA